UGCGGGACCCCCACUUCCGCUUUCUUAACCUUUCGCUCUUUUUCGGCUGUUAGCUCCGCCUCUCAAGUAUUGGUGGGUGGAGAAAUUAAAAGCUCGUGACUUCUCCGUUAAUUUUCUGCUGCUUUCAAACCUGGUUGAGAGAGGAAAGUCGAAGUGGAAGGUGUAGGAGAGUAGCUUUCCCUUGUCAUCCGCCUUUAUCAUUUAAGUACAUGAUCAUUCCCUGCCUGCUGCAGCAAUAUUAACCCACCUGAGAUGGGAAGCUAAUUUUGAUCCUAAGUUGAAUUCUAAUGGAAUCUUUUAAAAGUGUUUUUCUUUGUGGUCCAGGAAUAGUGCGAUUCAAACUUGUGUUUGAAAAUAUCUUUAAUGUCUUGCUGUUUGUUGACUGCAGUUCAUUUUUGGCUUGAUAAAGAUGUCUCUGUCCCAAUGAGAUGUUUGCUGCCCACCUGUUAAUCUUUUUGGACUGAUAGUAGCGUGACCCGAGACUUAGCCGAAUGUUGACUUUGGAUCCGGAAAUAACCAGAUAAUCCCUAUUGAAACUCCGGGAACCGUUUGUGAUUGAUGGAAAUGAUAUUGUUGAAAGAGAAAAUAAUGAUAAUGUGAACAGUGGUUUUUCAAAAUAAUCAAAACAGUUUCUAUGUCAUAUUUCAGUUAGUGACUGUUUCCAAACUGUUGACCUUGCAAGUGUGGCUCUAAGCAGCCCCCAGUGGGUUGGGUGUUUGAACAUUUUCACAUUGGUAAAAUAAAAACUAAUAUUACUAAUUAAUAUAUUGAGUCCUGAGACAGGCAUUGUUCUAAAAACUUUACCUGUAUUGUCCACUUAACCUGCACAGUACACCUGAGAUGAGAAUCUUGUCAUAAGCAAAUUCCAUAGUUUUGGAAGGUAAUUUUGCUGCUUCACAUGAAUAAUUAUGAAAACACUUCGAAUGAAACUUUGGAAUUAACAGAAUUAAUUUCAUUGUAAUCCGAUUUAAUUAUUUGUCUCAAUCUUAAGCAACAUCUUUGUACUUUAUAUCUUUUUCUAUUAUGAGACCUCGGGAUAAUUUUGUUUUUAGAGGUUAGCAUCUCUACCUUUUCUCUGGGAUUUUACUUAAAUAUGAAGGAGAGUUACAAGUGACACUAGCAUGGACUGUCUGCUAAAGACAAUUUUUGGAGAGAUCCUUGUAUGGACGGUUCACUGUUAUUUUCUAAGUUGAUCGUAAUGGCAGGUGAAGGAAUUAAUGAAGACUAUCCAGUAGAAAUUCAUGAAUAUUUAUCAGCAUUUGAGAAUUCCAUUGGUGCUGUGGAUGAAAUGCUGAAGACCAUGAUGUCUGUUUCUAGAAAUGAGUUGUUGCAGAAGUUGGACCCACUUGAACAGGCAAAAGUGGAUUUAGUUUCUGCUUACACACUAAAUUCAAUGUUUUGGGUUUAUUUGGCAACCCAGGGAGUCAAUCCCAAGGAACAUCCAGUAAAGCAGGAAUUGGAGAGAAUCAGAGUAUACAUGAACAGAGUCAAGGAAAUAACAGACAAGAAAAAGGCUGGCAAGCUGGACAGGGGUGCGGCUUCAAGAUUUGUAAAAAAUGCCCUUUGGGAACCAAAACCUAAAAAUGCAUCCAAAGUUGCCAAUAAAGGAAAAAGUAAAAAUUAACCUUUCAGUUUUGAUGUACACAUAUUUUAAAAGUACAUAAUUUUUAUUGUUUUCCAUAAAAAUGGAUGAUGAUUAUGUGGCACUGUAAGGUUUAAAUGUAUUCCUUAUUGAAUUCAUGUAUAAAACUUGCAUUUGAAAUUCAUAAUGGUAAAAACUUUUCCCUCCAGAAAGAUUGUUAUCUUUAUUGGUUUUCCUAUAGAACACUAUGAGGUUUUUAACAUUGCUGUGUAUAUAUAUAUAUAUAUUUAAAUGUUUUAUUUUGUAUGGGAGUAUAGCUGAUUAAUAAUGUGAUAGUUUCAGGUGGACAGGGAAGGGACUCAGCCCUACAUAUACAUGAAUCAAUUCUCCCCCAAACUCCUCUCCCAUAUAGUAGGUCCUUGUUGGUUAUGCGUUUUACCUUUAUGCAUACAUUUACAGCAGUGUGUACAUGUAAUCCCAAGCAACAUUGUAGUAUAUUUUAUAUUUAUAUUUUACUGCCUCUUGACCAGACUCUUAUUUGCUUAGGUCAGUCUUUCAAAGCCAUUUUAUAAGCAACUAUUAAGUUUAAGUUAAAUGUUCCUCAUAAACAUUUGUCUGUUUCAAUGAAUAAUGAUUUUAUGACGUAUGCUGAAGUUAUAAAUACAUCUGUUCUCACUAUAUGAUAUUAAGAAAGAGUGAAAUGACUUAAAUGUCCAUUUUUUCUCUGUAGUUAUUUCAUUAUGCUUUCAUGAUUUUGGGAAUUACUGCUUUUUGUGGUAUUUGAAGUAUGAAAUUAAGACUUUAAGGUUAUUCUUUAAUUCUUGGCACUUUGCCACUAUGUCCCAUUUAAAGUAAAAUACAUUCUCAUUAACUUUAGAUGGGAAAUGAGGUUGUAUAUUGAUGGCUGAAUUUUGACAUAAUAGCUAUACCCUAUCAAAGCUAUUAAUGUAUGGCUGACCUGUUUUUAAUUUUUCUCUUUUGAGUAAAUGUUUCCUUGAAAUUAGGAAGGUCGGUUUUAGAAGUCCUUAGAAGUGGAGGAAUCCAUGAGUUUUUGUUCUUUGUCCAUAGUGCCGGUAGUUAACUUGGCCUCAAUUUUUUCAGAUUUUUUUAAAAUAUUUAUGAGGGUAUAACAAGUAUGUACAAGUAUUUUGGAACAACUUUGUAUGUUAUAUAAUGCCACUUAAUCAGAGGAGAAAUCUGAAGGAGAGUACGUUGUAUUUAUAUUCUGAUUUGUUUUUCUGUAAUAUUUGUUAGUGAGAAUUCUAAAUAUUAAAACUUUUUAAAUGUCUAAGCCCAAGAAUUUUAAUUAUAUACCUUUAAUGCUUUCAGUCUUUGAAUUCACAUCAUUAUGUAUAGGAAUGCCAAAUACAGUAAAGUACUUGUACUUUAAUUUUUGAAAAAGAAGUUGUUAAAAUUUUCUGUGUGAUUAAUUCCCCAUAAGUAACCUUGAAUAAAUGGAUUUCUUGAUUUAUGAUA
Messenger RNA from Dama dama (fallow deer), 3058 nucleotides. It is a transcript of the gene C1D, whose product is annotated as C1D nuclear receptor corepressor. Gene Ontology annotation, biological process: maturation of 5.8S rRNA; regulation of gene expression. The coding region runs from base 1163 to 1624 and encodes 153 amino acids. The transcript has 5 exons. The record is from RefSeq and is a predicted model, not a curated record. Gene Ontology annotation, molecular function: RNA binding; DNA binding. Gene Ontology annotation, cellular component: nucleolus; exosome (RNase complex). Lineage: Eukaryota; Metazoa; Chordata; Mammalia; Artiodactyla; Cervidae.